Diutina rugosa is the source of this 2484-nucleotide messenger RNA. RefSeq lists its product as uncharacterized. Gene Ontology annotation, cellular component: nucleus. The record is from RefSeq and is a predicted model, not a curated record. NCBI's taxonomy places the organism in Eukaryota, Fungi, Ascomycota, Pichiomycetes, Serinales, Debaryomycetaceae. The transcript has a single exon. Bases 1 to 2484 code for a protein of 827 amino acids. Gene Ontology annotation, biological process: establishment of sister chromatid cohesion; nucleobase-containing compound metabolic process. Gene Ontology annotation, molecular function: ATP binding; hydrolase activity, acting on acid anhydrides, in phosphorus-containing anhydrides; DNA helicase activity.
AUGUUGACAUUAGCUCGACUUGUCUGUCCCUCGCGCUCCCAACCAAACGACAUCUCGAUCCAGCGUAUGGAGCCGUCUAGGGACUUCCAUCAUCCAUACACUCCCUAUGACAUUCAAAGACAGUUGAUGGAAGCAAUCUACACCACCCUUGUAGAUAACUACAAGGUGGGGGUGUUUGAGCUGCCCACAGGUACAGGCAAGACCCUUUCGAUCAUAUGUUCCACCAUGACAUGGCUACGACAAGUGAAGCGUGAUCAGGCUUUUUCUAAGCAAGAAACAAAUGGAGCUGAUGGUUCCGAUGACGAUGAACCUGAUUGGGUCAAAGAAGCCUAUCAAUCACAACAAACACAGCACCAGAGAUCCAAAAUCGUCGAGUUUGAAAAAUUCCUUACUUCAUUACAAAAGGACUACGACUCUGGCAAUCAGCAUAUCGAGAAGUCACGCGUGAAAAAACGCUUGAAAGGACCGUCAAAGUCAGAAGUUGCUGAGGAUGAAUUUUUACCGGAAGAUUACAUUGAAGGGGAACACCAGUCAAGCCUGAUAGACGAUGAAAACGCACGAUUGGCUCAAGAGAUCAAUCUGCUUCUUGUUAAAAGCUCAGUGACGGCUCAAGCUGAAUCAUUUGAGCCGGAAGAGAAUCAGGUAAAGAUUUACUUUUGUUCUCGUACUCACUCCCAACUUAAUCAGUUUGCUCACCAACUCAAAAUAACCGAGUUUCCUUCCAUUGCGGACGAUGUCAAAGAGCGGGUGAAGUACAUCCCACUCGGAUCUCGCAAGCAGCUAUGCAUUAACCCUCGCAUCAACAACGGCAAACUGGGCGAUAUGGCAAUCAACGACGCAUGUCUUGAUCUCCAGAAGAAAGAUACCGGCUGUCAGUAUCUUCCCAAAAACUAUCUACAAGAUGACUUGGUAAAUCGCUUUGCUAACUUGACAGUUGCAAAAGUACAUGAUAUCGAGGAACUCGCUGAAAUGGGUGAGAAUCUUAAGUGUUGUCCUUAUUAUACUUUGAGAAAAGCUUUGAACGUAUCACACGAUGUCAUCUCCGUGCCCUAUCAAAUGAUGUUCUCAGAAAGAACACGAGAUGCACUUGGUAUUGAUUUGACCAACCUGAUAGUGGUGGUUGAUGAGGCUCAUAAUAUUACCGACACUAUCUGCCUGUUACAUCUGACCCUGAUUUCCAAGAAAGAAUUUGAACAAGCAUUAAAGGGACUCACUAUCUACCUCAAAAAGUUUAUGCGGCGCCUUAACAGCGGGAAUCGUAUCAACUUAACUAAACUUAUCAAGUUUUGUCUGGUGGUUGUCAAGUUCAUCGACAAAAGUGAGGCUACAGGCGUCAAAGAAGGGCAGGAGGUCAAAGUAUCGCAAAUCAUCGGCGAAACUAAUGCUGAUAUCGCCAAUGUCUUUAACCUUGAGACGUUCAUGACCAAAACAAAAAUUGCAUAUAAAAUCGAAGCAUACUUGGAUAGUCGUGAAGACGACGAUACCACAUCCCUGAAACUGCCUUUACUUUUCAAAGUUGUGCAAUUUUUACGUUGCAUUAACAACCCUCAACUGGAAGGUAAAUUUUUCUGGUCGAAGAAAUCGGAUGGUACCAUUCUUCUAAGCUAUAUGUUGUUGGAUCCCAGUGCUGUAUUUGAACAAGUAGUUUCGAAAGCGCUGAAAGUUCUUCUAUGCGGCGGUACCAUGGAGCCCGUGGCAGAUUAUUACGACUACUUGUUCCCCCAUAUUCCACGAAGCGAAGUGAAUGUUUUCAAAUGUGGCCACAUCAUUCCUGAGGAAAACUUGAGUGUCUUUCCUAUAUCCUCCUACAAUAACAUGAAUUUUGACUUCUCAUUUCAGCAGAGAAAUGAUCCUAAAUUGAUUCGUACAUUGGGGAACCUUAUCAACGAUUUGUGCAAAAGAGUUCCACACGGUUUGGUUGUAUUCUUUCCGCUGUAUGCCUAUUUGUCCAAAGUGCUUGAAAUCUGCUCAUUUGCUGACUGUCCAAAACCAUUAUUUAAGGAGUCUCUGACAACCAUAAGUUUGGAAAGCCUCUUAGCUGACUAUAGCAUUGCAGCAAACUCCUCGAAAGGAGCAAUGCUUUUCGCAGUGGUUGGUGGCAAGCUUUCAGAAGGUAUCAACUUCAACGACAACUUAGCACGUGCCGUGGUUAUGGUGGGGAUGCCAUAUGCAAAUGCAUUUUCAGGUGAAAUCGUUGCCAAACGAAAUUAUAUUGAGAAGACAACACGAGCUAAUGGGGGUACCAGUACGGAGGCAAAGAAAGCAUCGCAACUGUUUUACGAAAACUUGUGCAUGAGAUCAAUCAAUCAAAGUGUGGGAAGAUGUAUUAGACAUGCGAAGGAUUAUGCCACAAUAUACUUAGUUGACCAACGGUAUCUGCAACCACGCAUUCAGAAUAAGCUUUCACAGUGGGUAAAAGACAGAAUUGAACCAGAUGACUGGGAAGGUAAAACCACGGACUUUUUUGCGAUGGUGAGAAAGUGA